AUGGUAACUGGAAUCGGAGUCCUAGUCUCUUCGCUUCGCAGCCUGCUGAUUAGAGGCAAAAUGUGGAUUGGGGAUUCGAGAGUAUGUUCUUCCUCUUGGGCGUCUUUGCUGGGUGUUUUGUACAACCGUCAUUAUGAAUUCGUACUGCACAGGGUCCAAAAUGGAUUUGAGAUUUGUUACUGCAUGACGACAUUCUCGGCCUCUGAUUUAGUCACCUCCCUCUUCUGUGGAAGGAUUUCCAAAGAGUACCUCUACAAACUGUGCGCCGCUGGGGAUGAGAUGUACGCUGUGCCUCAUUUAAACAAUGUUCUUUAUCUUCAUUACCAAGGGAUUCGAAAAAUAGAAAAUCUUGACGACUACGUCAAUUUGAAGUGCCUGUACCUGCAGAACAACUACAUCAUAAAAAUAGAAAACUUAGAUUGCCUCCAGCACCUGAGGCUCCUGUUUUUGAAUAGCAACUGCAUCGACAAAAUUGAAAAUCUGGAAGGCCUUCAGCAGCUGGACAAAAUUGACCUCAGCAAGAACAACAUCAAAGUUGCAGAGAAUCUCAGCUGUCUUAAAAGCUUGACCAGUUUGGACCUCAGCUACAAUAGCCUCACUCACAUUGACGACAUUGCUCAUUUGAGUGAGUGCAUGUCACUGACCUUGCUUCGACUCUCACACAACAAACUGGCUGAUCCUGAAACCGUUGAGGUUAUAUUUUAA
Molecule: messenger RNA, 705 nt
Organism: Neocloeon triangulifer
Lineage: Eukaryota; Metazoa; Arthropoda; Insecta; Ephemeroptera; Baetidae
Product: dynein axonemal assembly factor 1-like
Exons: 4
Coding region: 1-705 (234 amino acids)
Molecular function (GO): protein binding
Source: RefSeq, a predicted model, not a curated record